UCCUGUCCCUGUGAAGAGUGAAGAUGAUGAAGAGGAAGCUCAGUCCUCACAGCUUCAUCAGAGACAAAGUGAGGAGAACAGAGAAGCAGAACCUCAGUCAGGUUCAAACUCUCUGAAAAAUGAUUCAAGAUGUAUGAAAACAUUUAGCUGCUCGGAAUGUGGGAAAACAUUUGUCUUCAAGUCAUGUCUGAAAAGACACAUGAUGACUCAUACGGGAGAAAAACCUUUCAGCUGCUCUGAGUGCGGGAAAUGUUUUACAGAAAGUGGAACUUUACGGGCACACAUGAAAAUACACACAGGAGAGAAGCCUUUUAGCUGCUCUGAGUGUGACAAAAGAUUUAGCCUCCAUAAACUUCUCAAGUCACACAUGAGAACUCACACAGGAGAGAGACCUUUCAGCUGCUUAUUCUGUGAGCAAUCUUUUGGACAGAGUGGAAAUUUACAGAUACACAUGACCAUUCACACAGGACAGAGGUCAUUUAUCUGCUCCGUAUGUAAGAAAACGUUUAGAGAUAAAGGAAGUUUAAAUAGACACAUGAGAGUCCACAAGGGACAAGAUAGUGUCUGCAAUUCGGGAUUUGGUACUGGUGACAAACCAAUUAGCUGCUCUGAGUGUGGGAGAAGAUUUUGGACCAAUCAAAAUCUGACGAGACACAUGAGAACUCACACGGGAGAGAAACCUUUCAGCUGCUCAAUCUGUAAGAAAUCUUUUACGGAUAGUGGAAAUGUACGGAGACAUAUGAUAACUCACACAAGAGAGAAACCAUUCAGCUGCAGUGUUUGUCACAAAACAUUUGGCUGGCGUCAACUGGUCAAAACACAUAAAUGUGUUGGUCGUCAGUCGUCGCAGCUUCAUCAGAGUCAAACGGAGGAGAACAGAGAGGCAGAGCCUACAGCCAGCAGAGAAACUCAACACAUGGAAAGAGAAUCUGAUGGAGAGGACUGCUGCAUACCUCAGCAGCUCCGAGUCCCAUCAGCGUUUGGGAUCUGCUGGGAUCAGCAGCCGUCUGAGGACACCCGCUGCUGCUCAAAUAUCACAGCAGACCUGGACUGA
This is a messenger RNA of Perca flavescens (yellow perch), 1054 nucleotides long. RefSeq names its product gastrula zinc finger protein XlCGF17.1-like. Bases 134 to 1054 code for a protein of 306 amino acids. Gene Ontology annotation, biological process: regulation of gene expression. Gene Ontology annotation, cellular component: nucleus. The transcript is spliced from 2 exons. The record is from RefSeq and is a predicted model, not a curated record. Lineage: Eukaryota; Metazoa; Chordata; Actinopteri; Perciformes; Percidae.